AUGCCUCCUGUUCUUACCACAGUUUUUCUCAGAGUGAUCGCUAUUGAGCCUACGAAUGAUUACUCUGAUAAUGAAGUUGCCCUGAACAUCUUUCAUAAGAAUCAGCUUGUUGCUGAAGUCAUGGCUGAUGAUUUAGACAACACAUUCAAAAUUGACUUAAGAAAUGAAUUUGAAAAGAUCUCUCUUGAACUGACUUCAUUGCUGUCAGAUAAUAAGGUCCUUGGUACUGCCUCUUUCACAUAUGACUUUGUCAAGCGUGCCCAACAAGGAAGCGAGUACAUGCAUUUGGUGUACCUUAGCCCUCUAGGAGACAACGAGCUUAAUGUCAAAGAUUGGGGAAGAGAUGCUACAGAAUUUCCUAGAGUAGAAAUCGGUAUAGAGGUGGACAACCAAGCCCAGACUGAAUAUCUAGGUUCAGCAACCUCCAAAAAAGUAUCUACUCACUAUGCAGAUGAUCCUAACUACGUUUCUAGAACUUCUCGAGCAGCCAGUGGAGCUAGAUAUACAUCAACUGUCGAACCAAUUGAAACCAGAACAACUUUGGUUAGAGAUCAAGGAUAUUUGAGCCCGACUAGGAAGAUCUAUGACACUGGUAUCAGAGUAGAUGGAACCCAGCAAACCAUCUACAAGAAAGAAGGCAAAGAAAUCAGGUCUACUCGUCAUGGCAGUGUAGGCAGAGGUCUUGGGAGAGACACUUUUGAAGUCAGAGGUACCAGACCAAGCAAAUUCUCUAGAGUUAGGUCAUCCAAGAAUAUUAGGGUUCAAAUUGAUACCCCUCAACAUAGAGAGAACCUCAAGUUGAUCCUUAAAAGACUUAUUUCAGGACUUGACACGAAGCAUGAUGAUUUGGCUAAAGACACAGAAAAUAGGCUAAAAAUUCUUGAAUGGCUAUUUAAAAAUAAGGAACAAUAUGAAAACACUUUUGGGUCUUCAACAGAUAUUUCUGAGCAGCAAACUUUAGUUUCAGAGAUCGAGAGGGAGUACUCAGACGUUUACAGGAUGGAUGAAAGUGACCUUGAGGCUCUUAGAGCUGAUGUAGACAGAAUCAGAGAAGAACUCACUCAAACAGAAAGAGAUCUUCUCCUUGCCAAAGAGACACGUGAAAGGCUCCUUAAGUUCUUUGGAAGAAGUGAAGAUGACUUAGAAAUCCUUGAAGAAGAAAUAAUCGAAGAUGAACAUGGUAGAACAACCUCCAAAAGACUCAUUAAUCGGUAUAUAAGAAGAGAAGAUAAAGAGAUUCAGGAAGUAAGGGAUGAAAACCAGACAUUAUAUAAAGAACUUGAAGCUCUCAGGAGAAAGGUCAAGCUUUCUCUCACAGCUUCUGAAAGCAAAGGCCUCGGACGUAGAUUUGACACUCUUUUUAAAGAAGUCAACAACAGAAUCAACAGCGUGAGUGGUAGUAAAGAGAUCUCAAACCAAAAUUUCAGGGAACUCCAGCAAGAUUAUCUGAGAUUGGUUGAAGCCAACAUGGAGCUUAAGAAGAAGAAGAUUGAUACUGAAAAUGAGGUCAAAACACUCAAAGAUUUCAUCUCAAACGACAGAGAAUUUAAGCUCUCUCUGGAAGAUCAUGGAACUAGUUCCAAAACACUAGUCAAAGAGAAGAGGGAUCUAGAACGUCAGUAUAAAACCAACCUUGAGAAAAUUAAAGGUCUAGAAGGCAGAGUCGGUGAUAAUGCCAGGGUUGAGCAACUUGACAGAAUGGUAAAAAGACUUGAAACCAAUCUGAGGUUAAGAAAUGAUCUACACAAUGGCAUUCUUAGGACUGCUUCCUCCAACGUGCAGACCAUCGACUUAGACCUAGAGGCAGUCGGUUCAAGUAGAGAAGAUCAAAGAAUCCAAGAUUUACUUGAUAAUAUCGAAAGAACAUCUAAAGAAAUCAAUGCCUUGACAGAUUUGAAAGAAUCAGCAGCUAAAAAGAGAAGAGUGAACAAAAGGAAGAAUGAUUUAUCCUACAGUCUGAACAAGGAUAUCUCUGAACUACAAAGAAAAAUUAAGGAGUCCGAAUCAGAUAGAAGUAGAACCGGAAUCUCCACUGGAAGAGACCCUAACCUUGACAGAGACAUUGACAGAAAGGAAAGAAAGAUCAGGGAGCAGGAAAGGAUCAUCGAUGAUAUCGAGGCUGAAAAGGUUAGACUCCAAGACAGGCUCUCCAUGGGAGAUGCUGCUUUCACAACUUUCGAUGAAGAGGUAAAUGAGAGAGAGGUAGAGUCGCUUAAAAGAGAGCUGGCAGAUAUUAACAGACAACUAGACAGCAAGAGCAGACAGUCUGAUGUCAGAAAGCUUCAGCAAAAGAGAAAGGUGUUGCAAGAGAAAGAAGAAUAUAUUUCUGAACUCCAAAGACAACUCUUUGAUUAGAAAUAAUAUAUUCAACGGU
Messenger RNA from Moneuplotes crassus, 2374 nucleotides. The record is from the annotation of a GenBank genome assembly. Lineage: Eukaryota; Ciliophora; Spirotrichea; Euplotida; Euplotidae.